Molecule: messenger RNA, 1181 nt
Organism: Rotaria sordida
Lineage: Eukaryota; Metazoa; Rotifera; Eurotatoria; Philodinida; Philodinidae
Source: the annotation of a GenBank genome assembly
UGAGUACUAAUGUUGAUGUUGUUAUCGUUGGUGCUGGUGCAGCUGGCGUUGCUGCAGCUAUUGAAUUACAAUCAACUAAUUUAAGUUUUCUCGUACUUGAAGCUCGUAAUCGUAUUGGUGGUCGAGCAUAUACAGAUCAAGAAACAUUUCCAUCAAUACCAAUCGAUCUUGGUGCUAGUUGGAUUCAUUCUUAUGGACCUGAAAAUGUACUCUAUGAUUAUCAUGAAUCUUUUAAUGUUGAUGAGAAAAAAUAUUCAACUGGAAAGUAUGGAAUUUGUUUUGAUUAUGAUGGUCAACAUUUUACAAGUGAAACAAUUUUUCAUGCACGAAUAAUAUGUGAAAAAAUAUUUCAACAUUUAGAAUUAUAUACUUAUAAUAAAAAAGAUUAUGAAGAUCUAAGUAUUGAACAAGUAAUUAAAUCCGAAUAUGAUCGAUUAGUAACCGAUGGACCAAUUAAACGUUUCGUUGAUCUUAUGCUUUCUGGUGAAGAACAAUAUGAAGGAUCUAAUUUAAUAGAUCUUUCAGCUAAAUCUCAUGGACUUGGAUCAGGUUCAGGAAAUGAUCAAUGGGUAUCAUUUGGUUAUGGAAAUUUAUUAGAACGUAUUGCUAAGAAACAUAAUUUAUCAAUUCAAUUAAAUACUUUUGUUACACAUAUAAAUAUUACUGAUAGUAAUCGAAUAGCUAUAAAAACAUCGAAUGAUUCAUCAAUAAUUUAUUGUCGUCGAGUUAUUAUUACAAUACCAUUAGGUUGUUUAAAACGUGAAACAAUUAUAUUUGAACCACGAUUACCUGGUUGGAAACGUAAUGCAAUUAAUCAAAUGGGUAUAUUUGCUAAUGAAUUAGAAAUUUUAACAGAUAAUCAAAUUCUUGAACAAAUAAUGAAAUUUCUUCGACAAACAUUUCCUAAAAUUACAGUACCUGAUCCUAUCAAUUAUAAAUUUACUCGUUGGGGACAAGAUCCAUUAGCUUAUGGUUCAUAUUCUAAUUUUGCUGUUCAUGCUAGUCCUCAAACUAUUGAACAAUUAGCAAAAGAAACUUCUGAUGGUCGUGUACAAUGGGCUGGAGAACAUGCUAAUAUAGAUGAUGGUACUGAAGAUUGGUUAUAUGCUUGUGUUCAUUCUGCUUUUCAAAGUGGACAACGAGCAGCAAAAACUAUUCGAAAUCAAUUAUGUUCUUCUUAA